GCCCGGAACCUUUCUGCUGGUCUCUAAUGUUCCGGUAAGUGCACGUCAUGCGGAAGUAGUGUUUCUUCGGAGCCGGAAGUACCGGUAUCCCCGGUGAUGGCUCAGCUUCUCUUGCUGCUCCUAGCCGGAGUAGCUGUCGCCUCCCGCGGGGAUCGGGAACCAGUGUACAGAGAUUGUGUUACUAGAUGUGAGGAGACUAAUUGUACGGGGACCAAGCUACAGGAUUUUUGGGCGGAGCAGCCCAUUUACAUGCGGCUUACAGGCUGGGUGUGCCUUGAUGAUUGUCGCUACCAGUGCAUGUGGCACACAGUGUCCUUAUAUUUGACGGAAGGAUAUGCUGUCCCUCAGUUCCAUGGCAAGUGGCCCUUUUCCAGGUUCCUGUUCUUUCAGGAGCCUGCAUCUGCCUUGGCCUCCUUCCUUAAUGGCCUGGCCAAUCUCCUGAUGCUACGACGUUACCGCUCAUCAGUUCCUCCAUCAUGCCCCAUGUAUAACACCUGUCUGGCCUUCUCUCUGGUCUCCAUAAAUGCCUGGCUUUGGUCCAUGGUUUUUCACACCAGAGAUACAGCAUUAACUGAGAAAAUGGAUUAUUUCUGUGCCACAGCAGUGAUAUUACACUCAGUUUACCUGUGCUGCAUGAGCAUAUUGCCAUUUCUUCCAUGUUGGUGGACCCUAGGUCUGCGCUACCCUUCUUUUGCCAAUGCUUUUGGUGCUCUGCUGAUAGUCCUGUUUGCCUGCCAUAUUUCCUACCUGACCCUCGGGCGCUUUGACUACAGCUACAACAUGGCAGCAAAUGCCAUCUUUGGAAUGAUGAACCUAGUAUGGUGGUUGGUAUGGUGUGUGCGGCGUCACUCUCGUCAGCCUUAUCUGUGGAAGUGCGUGCUGGUAGUGGUUCUACUGCAGAGUCUGGCGCUUCUUGAGUUGCUUGAUUUCCCCCCUUUCCUGUGGGUGCUGGAUGCCCAUGCUUUGUGGCACUUCAGCACUAUCCCAUUGAAUGUCCUCUUCUACAGCUUUCUGAAGGACGACAGCCUCUACUUACUGAAGGUUAAUUCAGAUGUCCUAAAAUUGGACUAAAAUAACAAGAAGAGGAAAGAUUUGUGUUCUACCUCCCAGGGAUGGUCUCUGCCUUGUGGGCAGUCACGCUGGUUCAGGCCCUGCGGCAUCUACUUUUAGGGCCGCUUCUUUGAGAGAUGGUACCACACAUGAAGCCUCAUAAACUUGAUGGCCUGUUUGAAAGAUGGUUUUUAAAGUGCCUUAAUUAAAUCGUUAGACUUCUGAGAGAAGUAAAAAGAAUGUGUGUAAGGCCUACAGUACAGGGAGUACACACUGCUUCUCAUACACACGCUGCUCUGCAUGAAGCGCACAUUAUUCUUUACAAUGCGCAAGGCUCAUCAUGUCAUUCAGAUACACACUGAUCCACAUUGCUGCAUGUGCUGUAUAUAAACUCUGUGUGCUGCUCACCCUCUGCAUACUGCUAGGCCCAUACUCACUGCUUGUAACAUUCUUGUACAUUUAUAGGACCAAGUGUCCACCUGCACAUGCACGCUCCUCUGCAUCAUCUUUUGCAUAUUGUGGAACACACAUAAUUCAUACUCUGUACAUUCACAAUAUUUAUAUUAUUCUGUCUCUCACUGGUCAUACAAACUGGUAGCAGACAUAUUACUGUAUGCACUCAAUACACACUAUAUAAAUACAUUUUUGUGGCAUUUUACAUAGAAGAAGCCAAUGAAGUGGGAAACCAGUAAUGGAGAUGGGUAUACCAUAAAUGUAUUGUAUUUGCACCCCUUUCCACCAGAUGGAGCCCACAAUGUUUUGGUGACUCAUUUGGCUGAGAGAGAUUUAUUUGCUUUUGUAACAGUAUGAGCUUUUUUUUUUUUUUUUUUUGUGGAAAAUGUAUUAUGCCAUAUUUUGUCUUUAUUAUCUGCUUGUGCAGUGGUCUGUUUCUUUUCAGGCACUGUGUCAUUGCUGUGCCAAGGGCCGGGGAGGGGUUGCAUGUUGGUGCCUUAUUGUCUGUGUAUAGGGGAGGGAGUCAAGGAAGAUGUGGUGUUCCUGCUGCUGUACAAUAUUAUGUAUUUGUCUUAAACACAAUAAAUUCAUUUCUUGAUUA
Bombina bombina (fire-bellied toad) is the source of this 2104-nucleotide messenger RNA. RefSeq names its product post-GPI attachment to proteins phospholipase 3 (gene PGAP3). The record is from RefSeq and is a predicted model, not a curated record. Gene Ontology annotation, biological process: GPI anchor biosynthetic process. Gene Ontology annotation, molecular function: hydrolase activity, acting on ester bonds. The transcript has 9 exons. The coding region runs from base 97 to 1071 and encodes 324 amino acids. Lineage: Eukaryota; Metazoa; Chordata; Amphibia; Anura; Bombinatoridae. Gene Ontology annotation, cellular component: endoplasmic reticulum membrane.